Molecule: messenger RNA, 1583 nt
Organism: Arachis duranensis
Lineage: Eukaryota; Viridiplantae; Streptophyta; Magnoliopsida; Fabales; Fabaceae
Product: adenylyltransferase and sulfurtransferase MOCS3
Exons: 11
Coding region: 86-1474 (462 amino acids)
Biological process (GO): tRNA wobble position uridine thiolation
Cellular component (GO): cytoplasm; cytosol
Molecular function (GO): URM1 activating enzyme activity; thiosulfate-cyanide sulfurtransferase activity; adenylyltransferase activity
Source: RefSeq, a predicted model, not a curated record
AGAAAACCCUAAUUGUUAGUUGGGUUUAGGGUUUUGAGCGAUUAAGCAGAAAGAACCUUGAAUUGAAGGUCACCUGAGUCCCGAAAUGUCGUCGGAGACGCAGGAAGCAGAGGCCUCUCGGAUUCGGCGGCAGAUCAAUGAGCUCAAGCAAGAAAGGGACACAAUCGACGCCAAAAUAUCUGAGCUUCAAUCUCAACUGAACCAUCUUCAUCUCAAAAACGGUGUCGUAUCCAAUGGUGGUUCUUCGUCGCACUCAUCAAACGCUUUGGAGCCUCACAUGAUCUACAGAUACAGUCGUCACCUUCUGCUUCCUUCCUUCGGUGUUCAAGGUCAGGAAAAUCUGUUGAAUGCAUCAAUUUUGGUUGUGGGAGCUGGAGGAUUGGGUUCCCCUGCAUUGCUAUACCUUGCAGCUUGUGGUGUUGGUCGGUUGGGUAUUGUAGAUCAUGAUGUGGUUGAGCUGAAUAAUAUGCAUAGGCAGAUUAUUCACACAGAAGCAUAUAUUGGCCAGCCGAAAGUGAAAUCUGCUGCCGCUGCUUGUCGCUCUAUCAAUUCCACUAUUCAGAUUGUGGAGCAUCAAGAAGCUUUGCGGACCUCCAAUGCUUUGGAAAUACUAAGCCAAUAUGAUAUAAUAGUAGAUGCUACAGAUAAUGCUCCUAGCCGGUACAUGAUCAAUGAUUGCUGUGUGGUACUUGGAAAGCCUCUUGUAUCUGGUGCUGCGCUGGGAUUGGAAGGGCAGCUCACUGUUUACAAUUAUAAUGGUGGUCCUUGCUAUCGAUGUCUCUUUCCAACUCCACCACCUACAACAGCGUGCCAAAGAUGUGCUGAUAGUGGAGUCCUAGGAGUAGUUCCUGGUAUAAUUGGUUGUCUCCAAGCUCUUGAGGCAAUCAAGAUUGCAGCAUCUGUUGGUGAAAUUCUCUCAGGAAGGAUGCUUCUCUUUGAUGCAUUGUCUGCAAGGAUUCGAAUAGUCAAAAUUAGAGGAAGAUCCAUGCAAUGCGAAGCUUGCGCAGAAAACACAACCUUUAAGCAACAGCAAUUCCAAGAAUUUGACUAUGAGAAUUUCACUCAAACUCCCUUGUCUGUGGGUCCUUUGAGGCUAAACCUACUUGCCACUGAAUCAAGGAUCAGCAGCAAGGAGUACAGCGACAUAGUCCAUAACAAGGAACCGCACGUGCUACUCGACGUUAGACCAGCUCACCAUUUCAAGAUUGUAUCACUCACCAAAUCCCUCAACAUUCCUCUGUCAACUCUAGAGACUAGGUUGCCUGAAAUAUCAACAGCUCUGAAGAAAGAGGAAGAACAGAAAGGUGUAGCUUCUGGCUCAAGUGCUCAAUUGUAUGUCAUAUGCAGAAGGGGAAAUGAUUCUCAAAGGGCUGUUCAGUAUCUUCAGAAAAUGGGUUACACUUCUGCCAAAGAUAUUGUUGGGGGAUUAGAGUCUUGGGCCCAUAAUGUGGAUCCAAGCUUCCCUACAUAUUAGCUUACCCUUAUGGGCAAUGUAUACUUUCAUCAAAAUUACGCUUUUGAUCCAGAUAGCCUUCUCUGUAGGCAGUUAUGUACUAUUUUCUAUUAAGGAUGCCCUUUUAAUU